Molecule: messenger RNA, 2950 nt
Organism: Hemicordylus capensis (graceful crag lizard)
Lineage: Eukaryota; Metazoa; Chordata; Lepidosauria; Squamata; Cordylidae
Gene: TCAF2
Product: TRPM8 channel associated factor 2
Exons: 9
Coding region: 145-2931 (928 amino acids)
Source: RefSeq, a predicted model, not a curated record
ACUUGCUGCAUCGUGCUUGGCUGUCCGGAAUCAGGAAGUGCAGGUUUCCUUCCAGUUGUGCCUCCUUGUGGAUCCCCCUUGGGACAAAUGUUCAGAAUGCAAUAGUAGAAUAUAGGAGGGCUUCCUGGUGUCUUAUUGCGAAAGAUGGAAUUUGGCCAGAUGAGCUUGUCAGACGAGAAGAAUUCAAGAAUGGAACCUUUGGCUUCUUUUGAAGUACUGGUGGCUGGUGUGAAUGAAUGGGAUUUCACCGGUGGUUUUGUUCCCUGUGAGCUUCUGCUGACUGGAGAAGCUGCUUUUCCUGUGCUGGUGAGCCCCAAGAAGCAGGUGCUGAUUGCUGCUUCCCGGUAUGGGAUGGGCCGGAUGGUGGUUGUGUCACAUGAAGGGAUCCUGAAGAACCCCAAAUUCUCCCAGUUCAUUAAAAAUGCCCUAGAGUGGCUCAAACCUUCCACAGGAGCACAGGUUGGUGUCCAUAAGAGUCUGGAUUCCUUCUCUCAGAUGCUCCUCAGGGACGGGAUUCAGUUACAACCAGGUGUGGAGCCUGCUGCAUCUUUAGGAGUCUAUUGUACAGAUGCCUACAAUGACACUCAUGCCAACAACCUGGUUCAGUUUGUCAAGGAUGGUGGAGGGCUCCUCAUUGGAGGGCAGGCUUGGUACUGGGCAAGUCAACAUGGAACAGAGAAGACGCUUUUCAAGUUCCCUGGGAACCGGGUGAGCAGUGUGGCCGGCAUAUAUUUCACAGGAAAAACAGGAGAGAAUGGAAUCUUCAAAGUGUCAAGGAAAAUUCAGAAGAUUCCCUUGACUGUACCGCAUGGACUUGAUUUCAGCCAUGAAGCUGCAUCCCUUCUUGAUGGUGUUCAGGAGAUGGACAUAGUGACCGGCGGGAUACCCUCCCCUUUGUUGGUUCAUGGCAUACUGACUUUCCCCCUUGGCUUAGAUAACUCCAACCGCUGCUUCCUUGCAGCUGCAUACUAUGGCCGUGGCCGUUUGGUGGUGGCUUCCCAUGAAGGUCAGCUUUGUGCUCCAAAGCUGUCUGCUUUCUUGCUCAAUGCCAUUCACUGGCUGGAUGCUGGAAGGCAAGGCCUGGUUGGUGUGUCCUCCAACUUGAAAGAGCUGUGCCCAUUGCUCUCCCAGGGAGGGCAGAGACAUCAGGUUUCAGAGCUGACGGAUGAUAUGAGUGUCUAUUGCUGCACAUCCCACAGUGGCAAGGAGCCUGAAAAGGUCCAUAUGUUUGUAGCUGAAGGAGGGGGAUUGUUGAUUGGGGGCCAGGCUUGGUACUGGGCUUCCCAAAAUCCUGGACAGGCAGCUGUUGCUGAAUAUCCAGGCAACAAAAUUCUCAAUGGUUUAGGUAUUAGCAUCCUGGGAAUGAGCAUGGAAGCAGAUAAAUACCCUUCAAUUCUGUCUCGGGUGCCUCCCCAUUAUCACUUCCGUCAAGCCCUCUCCCUCUUCCAGAGGCAGGUGGCGAAGGAAGGUCCACUUCAGGCCCCUUUAGCAGGCUGGAUGGAGAGACUGCAGCAGGAUUGUGCCGCUUUCCUGCGGAUUCCAGCUGCUAAUUGCCCUGUCUACUUCUCCCUCCACCGAAACCUCAUCAAGGUGCUUCGCAAACACGGGGUCCCUUCUGUCAGCAAGAAGUGCCCUGUUCAAAGUAACUCCAAAGAGGCUGUCUUGCUGAGCAUAGCGACCGAACUUUCCCAGACAAUGUCGGACUGCACUGAUCUGAUGGAGAGUCCUUGCUGCUCUCUUCCGCUGUCCACUGAUCCUGUCACUGUGGAAAUUGAUGGCACCAAUCCAGGAGGCAUUGCAUGGCGGAGCACUGGCCUUUACCUGCCUGAUGGAAGAACAGCCCACAUCUCCUUUUCCGGUGCUGUAUCUGGGACUGAUCUGCAGGUACAAAUUGGAUGCCAUUCUGAUGACUUGACUGCUGCAAAGGAGCUGAAACGUGCCCCUGUGGUUGUGCGCAAGUUCCAGGUCUCCAGCCAAAAACAAUCCAUCUCUUGCCUUUGGGGAGGUCUCAUUUACACCUUGGUGCCAGCAGGAAGUCGACUGGGUAGAGUGUCCAUUACCGUCGCAGGAGGAGUGAGAGCUCCUUAUUUCAAACUUGGAGAAACAUGCAAAUGUCAGUGGAAGGCAAGCAUCCGCCAUUACCCUGGUCCCUGGGCAGAAUUAGCCACUGACAACCUCAUCCUGACUGUGCCUUCUGAUAACAUCCGCCAUAUUGAAAACCCAGAGCCUCUACUGAUCCUCUGGGACCAGAUCAUGCAGGCUAUAGCUGAGCUGGCAGCAGCACCUAGAAUAUUCCCAAGGCCUGAAAGAAUUGUAACUGAUGUUCAGAUUUCAGCAGGCUGGAUGCAUGCUGGCUACCCCAUUAUGGGCCAUCUGGACUCAGUGGAGGCGAUGGUGAGUGUGGAACACAUGCGAGCCACUGGUCUGUGGGGUCCUAUCCAUGAACUAGGACAUAACCAGCAGCGGGAAGGCUGGGAAUUCCCCCCUCACACCACAGAGGCCACCUGCAACCUCUGGUCCGUCUAUGUGCAUGAAAAGGUGCUGGGAAUCCCCCGAGAAAAGGCUCACCCCGAACUGAAGCAAGAGUGCCGAAAGGAAAGAGUACGAGCAUACCUGCAGAAAGGGGCUCAGCUGAAGGACUGGAGUGUGUGGACUGCCCUGGAAACCUACCUCCAGCUUCAGGAAGGCUUUGGCUGGGAGCCCUUUAUUCGCCUAUUUUCAGACUACAGACAAAUGCCCAGUGUCCCCAAGGACAACUCUUCCAAGAUGAACCUCUGGGCCCAGAAGUUAUCUCAUGAUGUGAACAAGAAUCUGGCUCCUUUCUUUGAAUCCUGGGGUUGGCCUAUCAAGGAAGACAUCUCCUCAGAACUGGCAUCCUUACCUACCUGGGAACAGAACCCAAUAAAGCAAUACAGACUUGUUGAAAAAUAAAUCCUAAACAGUCCCAGCA